This is a messenger RNA of Brugia malayi, 1350 nucleotides long. RefSeq lists its product as uncharacterized. Bases 1 to 1350 code for a protein of 449 amino acids. Gene Ontology annotation, biological process: amino acid transmembrane transport. Lineage: Eukaryota; Metazoa; Nematoda; Chromadorea; Rhabditida; Onchocercidae. Gene Ontology annotation, cellular component: vacuolar membrane. The record is from RefSeq and is a predicted model, not a curated record. Gene Ontology annotation, molecular function: amino acid transmembrane transporter activity. The transcript is spliced from 9 exons.
AUGAGUGAGGAUAGUACGAGCAUUAACGAUGUUAGACAUUUGGUGCAACAAGAAACACGCAAGGGUGAUGUCAUUUCACCACAUCGAGCAAUAAUGACUCUUUCUAAAAGUAUGUUUAAUGCUGGUUGCUUUUCGUUGCCAUAUGCUUGGAAACUUGGUGGUUUAUGGAUGUCCUUGGUGUUAAAUUUCAUUAUUGCGGGCUUUAAUUGGUACGGGAACCAUAUUCUUGUCAGAUCUUCGCAACACUUGGCGAAAAAAUCAGAACGUAUUUCACUUGAUUAUGGUCAUUUUGCGAAGAAAGUCUGUGAUUUCAGUGAUAUAAGGGUAUUACGGAAUAAUAGCAAAAUUAUUAUGUACAUAGUAAAUAUUACUAUACUGUUCUAUCAAUUAGGUAUGUGCAGCGUUGCUAUAUUGUUUAUAGCGGAUAAUAUGAAUCAUUUAUUGGGUGACUGCAUUGUGGGAGGUGCCAAAGUAAUGGCCCUUAUUUCGUUUGUACCCAUUCUCGCACUGAAUAUGUUCACGGAAAUGCGUCUGCUCAGUGUGUUUGCGAUGGUUUCAUCUGUGUUUUUCCUUUUGGGUGCUUUCGUUAUUAUGCAGUUCACUUUACGACAGCCAAAUCAUUGGGAAGAACUUCCUGCUGCAACUGACUUUACUGGUGUCAUCAUGUUUGUUGGGAUGGCAAUGUAUGCUUUCGAGGGACAAACAAUGAUCCUACCAGUGGAAAACAAACUUGAAACACCGGAGGAUUUUCUAAAUAAUUUCGGUGUAUUACCAACAACAAUGUGUUUUUGUACAUUAUUCAUGAUUGCGAUUGGUUUUUAUGGUUAUACGGCAUUUGGACCAAAUACACAACCAACUAUCACUAUGAAUGUGCCGAAGGAGGGGUUAUAUUCAAUUAUUAAUGUAUUUCUAAUGUUACAAUCGAUGCUGGGCCAUUCCAUUGCCAUGUAUGUCAUACUGGAUAUGUUUUUCAACGGUUUUCAUCGAAAAUUUACAAAUCGUUUUCCAAAUGUUUCGAAAGUAAUUGUCGACAAAGGAUUCAGAAUAUUCUGGGUGUCUAUUACAAUGUUAAUGUCCAUAAGUAUACCUCACCUAGAAAUCAUGAUACCAUUGGUCGGAGUAACAAGUGGCACUCUUUGUGCACUUAUAUAUCCACCAAUAUUCGAAAUGAUCACAUUCUGGAAUGACUGGAAGGUUUCACUUAACGCUCAUCAAAGAUGUUUAAAAAUCUCAUGGAACAUUUUCGUCAUAAUAACUGGAGUUUUCGCAAUUACUACUGGAGUUUAUGCAAAUUUUUUGACUAUCUUCGAGAAGUUGCAGACGACAAAGCAGAAUGUAUUUGAUUUUUGA